AUGGAUGAUCAAGCUGUCAUCACUCUCAUCGAUCUACAACCACACAUUCCCACCAAUUUAUUAGCAAAAUUCAAAAAGAAAUUAUGCUCACCUGUCUCCAUUGAAUUUUCUCAGAAUUUUACAAAAAUUAAAAAUCUUUCCGAACCUGAUGAUUCAAGUAUUUAUAAUUUGGUAAUUUGUCAGGAGUUGAAUUAUUUAAUUGCAGGUGCGAAUUCUGUUAUUGUUUACGAUUUGAUCACUCAUGAAAGAUUAUUACAUAUUCCUUUUGAUGAUGGGAUUUAUAGUUUGGAUUUGGAGAGAGAAUUUUCUGGUCAAUUGAAUUUGAUUAUUUCUAGUUCAACUAAUGAGCUGUUCAAGUAUAAUUUUACUGAAAUGAUAAAGAAUAAGGAAGUGGGAGAACCUAUUUGGAAAGCUGAAAUGAAAUUUCAACAUAUUUGGGGUGUAAAAUGUUUCAAAACUGAAAUUUAUGUAAUUGAUUAUGCACAGAAAAUGUUUGUUUAUGACUCAAAGACAGGAAAAUUACGCGAUGAUAUUCAAAUAGAUCUUGAUAGACAAUUGGUUGAUUUGGUUUUCACUCCAGAAGAGGAAAUGAUUGUUUGUGGAGUAGAUCAGUUACACAUUAUGAAAUUCAAUGAAAACUCUGCGACAUGGGAAAAGAUCAAAACCUUGGAAAACACCACCCCAAAUAGAUGCUUCAGUGUGUGGUAUGAAAAAAAGACGAGAUUGAUCUAUCUCACUGAUGCCAAUGGUAAAAUAUACAUAUUAGAUAGACAAUUCAAUAUAUUGAAGACAGUGACAGAACUGGAAAGUUUAUCAUCUCCGUACGGUAUUGUAAUUAAUGAUAAGAAUGGAGAAUUGUUCUUGUGUAAUUCGGGAACAAAAGAAAUUCUAAUUUAUAAAUAG
Molecule: messenger RNA, 903 nt
Organism: Naegleria gruberi
Lineage: Eukaryota; Heterolobosea; Eutetramitea; Acrasida; Naegleriidae
Exons: 1
Coding region: 1-903 (300 amino acids)
Molecular function (GO): protein binding
Source: RefSeq, a predicted model, not a curated record